Camelina sativa (false flax) is the source of this 1979-nucleotide messenger RNA. RefSeq names its product L-ascorbate oxidase-like. Gene Ontology annotation, cellular component: extracellular region. Lineage: Eukaryota; Viridiplantae; Streptophyta; Magnoliopsida; Brassicales; Brassicaceae. Gene Ontology annotation, molecular function: oxidoreductase activity; copper ion binding. The record is from RefSeq and is a predicted model, not a curated record.
ACACAUGAGAAUUGCUCAUACCACACAAAGAAUCUCGAUCUUUGUUCCAUCUUUUAAAAAUUAUACUUGAAAAAAGUUCCACUAAUAUAGUAACAGUUUAUUUAUCUUCUCUGAUUCUUGGAAACACGGUUUUAAAAAAGGAUGAGACUGAAGAGAUCAUCGGACACAGUUCAUGUCUUGAAUCUUAUGGUCCUCUGUUUCAUUGCCCUGUUUUCUUCUUCCGUACUCGGUCAGGGAAAGAUCAGGCGAUUCAACUGGGAAGUUAAGUACGAGUUCAGGUCACCGGAUUGUGUCCAAAAGCUAGUAAUCACAAUCAAUGGUAAGUUUCCAGGUCCCACCAUUAAAGCUCAACAAGGUGACACCAUUGUUGUUGAGCUCAAGAACAGUCUCAUGACUGAAAACGUCGCUGUCCAUUGGCAUGGAAUCCGACAGAUUGGGACUCCAUGGUUUGACGGAGUAGAAGGUGUUACUCAGUGUCCAAUUCUUCCUGGAGAAGUCUUUACUUACCAGUUCGUCGUUGAUAGGCCUGGUACAUACAUGUAUCAUUCACACUAUGGGAUGCAGAGAGAAUCUGGAUUAAUAGGAAUGAUUGUAGUUUCUCCUCCUGCCACAGAGCCCGAACCGUUUACAAACGAUUAUGACCGGAACGUUUUGUUAACAGAUUGGUAUCACAAAAGCAUGUUGGAGAGCGCUACCGGUUUAGCCUCCAUACCCUUCAAGUGGGUCGGUGAGCCAGAGUCGCUUCUAAUACAAGGAAGAGGGAGAUUCAACUGCUCAAACGACCUAACCACUCCUAGAGUCUGUAACGCCUCAAACACUGAUUGUUCGCGUUUUUUCCUUACCGUAAUCCCUGGGAAGACUUACCGGCUUCGACUCGGUAGCUUGACGUCUCUUUCAGCCCUAAGUUUCCAAAUUGAGGGACAUAACUUGACGGUGGUUGAAACUGAUGGACACUACGUAGAACCAUUCACGGUGAAGAAUCUCUUUAUAUACUCCGGCGAAACUUAUUCCGUACUUCUCAAGGCAGAUCAAAACCCUAGACGAAACUAUUGGAUCACCUCAAGCAUAGUCAGCCGUCCGGCGAACACUUCACAGGGAACCGCGGUACUCAACUACUACCCUAGUCACCCACGACGGCGUCCUCCCACGCCGGAAUCCUCCAAUCUCCGACCGGAAUGGAACGACACAGGCUCCCGCCUUGCACAAAGCCUAGCGAUCAAGGCGCGUCGAGGAUUCGUUGACACGCCGCCUGAGAACUCUGACAGAGUCAUCGCACUUCUAAACACACAAAACGAAGUCAGCGGAUUCAGACGUUGGUCGGUCAACAACGUUUCAUACCACCACCCUAAGACGCCAUACCUAAUCGCGUUAAAGCAGAAUCUCACCGACGCGUUCGACUGGCGUUUCACGCCGCCGGAUAACUACGAUUCUCGGAGAUACGACGUAUUCGCAACACCUCAAAACGCUAACGCGACGACGAGCGACGGGAUCUACCGGUUGAGAUUCAAUUCAACCGUGGACGUGAUUUUACAAAACGCGAAUACAAUGAACGCAAAGAACAGCGAAACGCACCCAUGGCAUUUACACGGUCACGAUUUUUGGGUACUUGGAUACGGAGAAGGGAAGUUUAAUGAGUCUGAGGAUCCGAAAAGGUUUAAUCGGGUUGACCCGAUAAUGAAAAACACGGUUGCGGUUCAACCGUUUGGGUGGACGGCGUUGCGUUUCAGAGCAGAUAAUCCUGGCGUUUGGUCGUUUCACUGCCACAUUGAGUCGCACUUUUUCAUGGGAAUGGGAAUUGUGUUCGAGUCUGGGAUUGAUAGAGUUUCUUCUACUUUACCUUCUUCUAUAAUGGGAUGUGGUCAGGCUAAACGCUGAUUGUAUAUAUUUUAUCAUAUUCAUAUAGAACACAUUCAUUGUUUAAUCAUUGAAGACAAAUAUUUUAUUUAAUUUUUGAAAACAGUGUGGAUAUUUUGAUGUAA